This is a messenger RNA of Austrofundulus limnaeus, 659 nucleotides long. Its product is annotated as laminin subunit beta-4. Gene Ontology annotation, cellular component: laminin trimer. Gene Ontology annotation, biological process: tissue development; axon guidance; cell migration. NCBI's taxonomy places the organism in Eukaryota, Metazoa, Chordata, Actinopteri, Cyprinodontiformes, Rivulidae. The record is from RefSeq and is a predicted model, not a curated record.
GAGGAGAGGAGCCGAACGAGACGACGAGACUCCACUAAAGACUGUUCACCAACAUGAUCUUCAUCUUCUUCAUUGUUUUUCUUCCAGGGGUCAAACUUCAGAACCAACAGGACCACCGGGUCCUCCUAGACCAGUGUCAUGGCGGCUCCUGUUACCCCCAGCUGGGUGACUUGAUGGUGGGUCGUGCAGCGCAGCUCUCUGCCUCGUCAACAUGUGGUCUAAACGGACCUCAGAAAUACUGCAUCGUUGGAUACCUGGAGGAAGAACAGAAAUGCUUCUUCUGUGACUCUCGGCGACCCUACAACCACUACAACAACCCAAACAGCCACGGCGUUGAGAACAUCAUCACAACUUUUGACUCGAAGAGAAAAAUGAAGUGGUGGCAGUCUGAGAAUGGAGUUCAUCAGGUCAGCAUCCAGUUAGAUCUGGAAACAGUGUUUCAGUUCAGUCACCUGGUCCUCACCUUUAAGAGUUUCCGGCCUGCAGCCAUGUUGGUGGAGCGGUCAAAGGAUUUUGGCCGUAGCUGGAAAGUGUUUCGGUACUUUGCAGAAGAUUGUGCGCUACAUUUCCCUUCAGUCUCUGAUGAGACCGCCUCCAACAUCAAUGAUGUGGUCUGUGACAGCCGAUACUCUGGACCAGAACCAUCCACUGGUGGAGAG